AUGAAUUUAGUAAAAGGGGCCAAAAACAAAGCGCAGAAACAUUCGCAAAACAAACAUGGAAAUAACAAUACAAAAUGUAAGAAAAUUUUCAGUGCACACAGAAUUAAGCAGUUAGCUAAGGAUAAGAAAUUGUUGGAUGAUGCUUUGUUAGAUUGCUAUGGAAGGUUCAUAGCUUUACUUCCCGAAUUCCUACUGAAGGAUCAUGUGCACUUGUACUUUCAAAUUCAAGAGGCAUACUGGUGGUACGAUGAUAUGUGGCAGGAAAAACACCCAGACAAGUUACCAAAAUUAAGUUUAAAAACAUUUGGUUAUUUAAUAUGUGAUGAUUGUCCAAUAUUAAAAAAAUAUGUCCCACCGUCAGCUCAUGAGAAGUUCUCCCUAAAUUGGAGAAGAUAUUGCAGAACUAUACCGCUGAGAGGUGCAAUUCUUUUAAAUCAUAAUUUAAAGAAAUGUCUAUUGGUUAAGGGUUGGAGUACGGAUAGCUGGUCCUUUCCAAAGGGGAAGGUCGACGAAUUGGAAGAAGACUCCGUCUGUGCGUGUAGAGAAAUUUAUGAAGAAAUAGGAAUAGACAUAUUCCCAUACAUCGACGAGAAGGUUUUUAUCGAAACGCAUAUAGAAGAUCAGCCCAUCAAGUUGUUCAUAGUACCAGGGGUAAAGGAAGAAACGAAAUUUCAGCCAAAAACAAGAAAAGAAAUUGGAGCCAUUCGGUGGUUUGAAAUAGAAAAACUUUUUCAACAUAUAAAUUUAAAAAAUAAAAAAAGUAUCCUGUUUGAAAGUAAGAAGGAGCGCAUUAACGAAUGGUUCGUUGGUCGCUUUAUUCCCAAUUUAGUCAAAUGGAUCGAAGUGUUAAGAAGAAGUGUGCCUGCAAAGGAUCUGAAAGGAGGAAGCUCCUUCGUAUCAGGCAGCAUACAAGCGUAUAAAUAUCAAAUAAGUGGGCUUGACCAGUCUGUUAUUAAAAAGCUUCAAAAGGUUAAUUUGAAAUCGAAGGAGAUAAUAAAUAUCGGUUUGUUCAGAAGCGAUGACGAUUUGGAAGAAUACGACGAUGAGAACAUGGAUGAGGAAGUGAGUGAGGAUGUGAAUGAGGAUGUAAAUGAGGAUGUGAGUGAGGACGUGAAUGAGAAUGAUAACUUACUGCCGAAGGACGUGGACGAAGAGAUGGUCUCCAAGCAGGUCACCACAACGUAUGCUAAUUAUAACAGCGCUAUUAACUUCCCAGGGGUAGAUAAAAAUAGGGGGAGCUUUACCAAUGAGGAGGGUGUUAAGAGCAGCAGAACCUCAAGCAGUGUUAGCAAUAGGAACAUGGACAAAGGAAGCAUCGAACCGACUAGGAACCAGAGUUGCACAAAUUAUUACAACGAGGAAAUAGGUUCUAUAGCAGGCGAGGGAACUGUCUUCGAAGGUUCACCAUUGUACGAUGAUGUGAACAGUAACGAUUCGAAAAAUCCUUUGGACCCCAUGGGGGAGGAAAGCACGUACGUUGUAGAAAGUACAUAUAGUAGGAUGGAGAAAGAACUUAUGGGAAAUAAAAAAGUGUAUGAACAUGUAGAUGACGUCAUUGUGCCGUUGAGGAGGAAAGACAUAUUACUAAGCAGUUCGUUGGACUGUCAUGAUCGAGCCAUUUUAGGAGAACUACCGAAUCAGAACAACUAUAGCAACGAUGUGGGAAAUAAUUACAAGAAUAGCGCGAUGAGAAAUACGCACAACACGAUCAGCUCCAACAGCUGUUGCACCGAAAGGAUGAGUAAUGAGGUGAAAAGAAGCUGUAGUGGCGGAAAUGUUGCGCAGAAGGAUCUGUGUGGAGUGGAGAGUUACCCACCCCCCAUAAGCGAAGUUAGCAGUAGUGCAGUAACAAUCCUCUCCAAACAGAACAGUGUCAGUAUCAAUAGCAGUGGCACUGGUAGCAGUACUAACAACAACAACAACAAUAAUAACAAUAAUAAUAAUAAUAAUAAUAAUAGUAUGGCCUACCAUGGGCCGAACAGCAACAGUGCGUACAAGAAAACGCCCAAUGCGCAUGCUUAUAAUUAUGGGAAGCAUUACGGCGAAUAUGAUUCUGCAGGAGCGAAGGGGUAUCGCUACAGCUUGAACAAGAUGCGAAUGGGAGGACAUUUAUCAGCCCUAAGAUUGAAGGAGGUGGGAUUGAGAAGCUUUGAUGAUCAAGACAUGGAGAAAAGAAAAAAUUUCCACUUGCAAGUUUAUGGCAAAAAGGACAAAUUAAAUUGUGACAAAAAGGAGAUACAAAAUCGAUAUAAAAAAUUAAGUUUGAAGAGUGCAUAUCAUUCUUUAGAUGAUACCUCCGUGUAUUAUGUACCCACAAAGAAUAAAACGCAAGAUGCGUGUAAUGAUAAAACGUUUGGCGAGAACCACACCAACGGAUGGAGCGCCGAAGACAUGUUUAAAUUGAAUGAGGAGAAGUUUGGCAUUCAUUCGACGUACAAUAUAGAGGAAUAUACAACCCCGCUAGUUUAUAAGGAUGAGAAAAUUGGUAGGUAUAAUAAGAGCGCAAAGGUUGAGGAGGGCAUUAGUCCCCACGUUGUAGGUAGCAGUAACAAGCUGGGGGGUGACUACAACAUUAAUAUUAGUGGUUCCACUGAAAGGGGUAACCUGGUUCAUGGGGGGAAAAUAUACAGAAGUAGUAGUGGUAGCAACAAUGACAGGAAUGAAGAUAACCCUAUGGCGCGGUCGAAGGGGGAGUUCCAGAACAAUGCCGGGAAGGGGAACCCAAUUCACGCCCUUAAUGAGAACGCGUACAAAAACGUGAAGGCCUUGUUGGAGAGCAAAAUGAAGAGGACGUCGAAGAGUAACCUCCCUCUACUGAAUGAUAAAAAUGGUAAGAAAGGGAUUAGUUGUGCUAGCAGUAAUAUGAGCGACAGUAGCAGGGGAAUGGGUUUAGUGAAGAGCAACAGUGAACGUGUGAAUUUUAUCAAUGGUUGUUAUGUUCAUCACAGGCAGAGUGGCGACGAGGAUCCAAAGAAGGGAAGUCAGGUGGACAUGCCUGGCAGUACCCCCAUUAACCUGUUAAACGGAAUCAACACUGUAAGCGGAAUGAACAGCCUGAGUGCAUCUAAUGGAACAAAUCGCACAAGCAAAAAUGAAAGUGUUAACAUCAACCCAGCAGUCAGCCGCAUGGAGGAAAGAAGAAGCGAUAUAAGCGAAGACAUAAUUCGAACCGAAAUGUUAAGAAAGUAUAAGCUGAAGGAAGGCUAUGGCGCCGUCGUGCAGGGAGGAGAUGUGAACCAAAAGGAAGUAAACCAUUUUGUCGAUUUACAUAAGAGUUCCAUUGGAUACAAUCACAUGAGUGAUGGGAAGAAUUACAAAACAGAUACACAGACGAACCGUAGUGGGAAUGCCCCCCUUCCGAAUGAAUACAUUCUAAAUACAGCUAAUCGGAAUGACAAAAUGGACAUAAUAUCGGGCGACGUAAAUUAUAAAAGUAGAAGUGCAUGUUAUGACACCAGUUAUAUGAACAAAAGGAAGGAUAGUAACAAUUUGGUUGACAAAUCGAACGUAGCGGAACAUUUGAAUGAGAGCAUUUUAGGAAUAACAAGUGACGGGAUGAGUGGUGAAGGUGCUCAUGAAUAUAGAAGUGUACCAAGCCGUAGCUCCUUUGGGGGAAGCUCUAAUGGAAAAAAUAAAUUAACCCCAGCUGAUUUGAGAAAGAAUAGGAAAGUGAUUGAUAAAAGGGAAUAUUCUCAUUUGGAUGGUGAAGGAAUGGAUCUUCACCAAAUUAAGGAAAAGGGAAUUGUUGCUUCGAAGAAGGCUAGCCAAGACAGCAAUAACAGCAGCAGUCAUUCGAAUGAGCCUGGGAAGUACCUACUAAAUUUAAUUAAAGGAUCGGCAAAAUCGGACGUGGCAACCGAUCCCAAUAUGGCCAAUAACCAUCGUAAUAGUGCCAGCAGACCUAGUGUUAUGUCAAGCAGUAGUGCGAAACCGUUAAGUGAAAAGGAAAUAUUGUCCAAAUUUUACAGCAAUGAGGAUGGUAAUCAUUCUUUUACUAAAAAUGCGAACCCGGCCCAUACUUCCACGGUGGACAAGAAAAACUCCAUCAAUAAUGAGCAAAGGAACGAUAACUAUAGAAGUGUCAUUCCAAAGGGUGACCGGAAAGUGGAAAAAAACCGAAACAAAAAGAACGUGGAGCAUCUCACUUAUGAUGUCGCUGGUAAGAGCGAUGCACAGGAGGAAUCAGACUUUAACGAGAUGGAGAUGAUGGAAAAGCUGUCGAAGCAUUUGAACAGUUACAACCCCUUCGAGUGA
Plasmodium coatneyi is the source of this 4254-nucleotide messenger RNA. RefSeq names its product NUDIX hydrolase. Gene Ontology annotation, molecular function: 5'-(N(7)-methylguanosine 5'-triphospho)-[mRNA] hydrolase activity; RNA binding; manganese ion binding. Lineage: Eukaryota; Apicomplexa; Aconoidasida; Haemosporida; Plasmodiidae. The transcript has a single exon. Gene Ontology annotation, biological process: deadenylation-dependent decapping of nuclear-transcribed mRNA; nuclear-transcribed mRNA catabolic process, nonsense-mediated decay. Bases 1 to 4254 code for a protein of 1417 amino acids. The record is from RefSeq and is a predicted model, not a curated record. Gene Ontology annotation, cellular component: cytoplasm.